UAAAAAGGGGUGCGCAUGCGCCGCUCUGGGGAGGGUGUGGCCGCCUCUUCCAAUGGCAUCUCGGGCCGCCGUCUGCGCGUGCGCACAGAGGGGGACCCUGGGGCGCAUGCGCGCUCUUCACGCGAGUCCCUCCAUGUGGCGGAGGUGGCGGCGGCUGAGGUCAGUAGUACACGCGUCAGCGGCGGAGUCGGGAUGGAGUGUCUUCCUGUCCUACUGCUGCUGUCAGUCGCCGGGCGGCUCCGCGCCAGGCAUGCCGACUCCUUCCUGUGCACCCUCGGGGAUUUUUCCUGCGACAACGGAGACCUGGUGCCACUCUGCUUGAGGUGUGACAGGACACCGGACUGCCGAGACGGGAGCGACGAGAGGGGCUGCAGCACUGGAAAUGUCUCCUGCGGACCUCACGGGCGGCAGUGUGGCAACCGGGGGCCUUGCUUGCCCUUCGAACGGUUCUGCGACGGUCACGCAAAUUGUCCGGAUGCUUUUGACGAAUCAAUCCAGGUCUGUGGGUCCCCAGCCGCAGCGCCGCAGCCGCCCAGAUGCCGAAAAGACGCGUUCCGGUGUGCUCCGGGUGCAGAGUGCUUCCCUGUCACGUGGGUGUGUGACGGACACCCCGACUGCCCGGACGAGCGAGAUGAACUGGGAUGCACCCUGGAUUUCCCAAGUACUACAGAGACCUCGCCAACGACGUCCGGAACAGAGAGCGCGGAGAGCCCGGAAGGUGUGAAAAUGGACCAUUGGACGAUCAUAGCCAUUGUUGCACUUCUGAUUCUUGUCAUGGCCGGAGUUGCCGUUUCUGCGUGGGUUUGUCCCAGAGCCAAACCUGUCUACGUGAGCUUCCGCAUCGAUAAAGCUUCUGAGCAGCUGAUGACGAAAGAGCUGCCAUGAGGUUUCCCUUCCUGCAAGGAAGCGGCCAUGUUUUCUCACACAGUCCUGCGGCUGAAGCGCAGCCCAGAACAUUGCACGGGGCCGCUGUGGCCCCCGACUGGGUGGCAGCCAUGCUGGGGGAGCCUUGAAGGCUUGGAUGUCUCUCCACCUUUGGGGUAGCAGAAAUGGUUCUGUUUUCUGGAUUGGAUUCUGAAAAAGAAAAAGAAAAGGUCCCCAAAGGCUUUUUUGGGGAACCCCCUCCUCCAGAUCUUGUUGAAAUGGAACUCCCAUCUUCCUUCACCACCAGAACGGAUGGGAAUUGUAGUCCAGCAGCAUCACUCCAAGCCGCCAGGCAAGUUCUCUCUUGAACAACCAUAUCCUGUCCAUUCGUGCCCCUUCUCCAAGAGACAGCCUGAAUCGAGAACUCAUGGUGUGCUUUUCCAAGCUGUGGGAAGGAUCUCUGGGGUAGAUUUUCCGCUUUCUUAGUAGCCACAGCUGCUGUAGCAUCCGUCUGUGGGUGCUUGGUAACAAACCGGGCUCUUCUUCCCAACACGCCACGUAAUGAAUGAUUUCCAUUCUGCCCCCUCCCCAUUUCCAACAUUUGGUAGCCACUGUGAGUGAUCAACUUUGGCACAAGGCUUUAUAGAUCUGACUCCUGGAAAGACUAAGGAAAGGAGGCGACAGAGCUUAAAAUAGUCAUUGGGGG
Pogona vitticeps (central bearded dragon) is the source of this 1570-nucleotide messenger RNA. It is a transcript of the gene CD320, whose product is annotated as CD320 molecule. Lineage: Eukaryota; Metazoa; Chordata; Lepidosauria; Squamata; Agamidae. The record is from RefSeq and is a predicted model, not a curated record. Gene Ontology annotation, molecular function: protein binding. Gene Ontology annotation, cellular component: plasma membrane.